Molecule: messenger RNA, 271 nt
Organism: Balaenoptera acutorostrata (minke whale)
Lineage: Eukaryota; Metazoa; Chordata; Mammalia; Artiodactyla; Balaenopteridae
Gene: TMEM273
Product: transmembrane protein 273
Exons: 4
Coding region: 14-271 (85 amino acids)
Source: RefSeq, a predicted model, not a curated record
CUUGGGGGCCAGCAUGCUGAGAGCCCUCCUCCUUCUCCUGGAUGUUGGAGCAGCUCAAGUGUUCGCAACGGGCCAGCCUGCUGGGGCCGAAAUUGAUAUCGAAUACGCCAUCACUGGGAUUGCUGUGGGCUUCGCCAUAUCGGCCAGCUUCCUGGCCCUGAAGAUCUGCACGAUCAGGAAGCCCUUGUUUGAUAAUGAUUCCUCCGAACAGAGAAGCACUAACGUGGGCUUCAAUGACAGCAUCGAGCUAAAGAAGAGAACUCCAAGGUAA